Fragaria vesca subsp. vesca is the source of this 1065-nucleotide messenger RNA. RefSeq lists its product as uncharacterized. The transcript has a single exon. The record is from RefSeq and is a predicted model, not a curated record. Lineage: Eukaryota; Viridiplantae; Streptophyta; Magnoliopsida; Rosales; Rosaceae. The coding region runs from base 1 to 1065 and encodes 354 amino acids.
AUGAAAACUGCUCCGAUGCUGUUGAUUCAUGGUGGAAAAAAAGAUAAGAACAAUACUGGCAGGAAAGAUACAUGGAAUUUAUACAACAUCAUGAACAGUAAGGUCCUUGAUUUGCAGGUAAGUGUUUCAAAUCUCCGGUACUGUGGUUCUUCAAAAGGGUGGUUAAUAGCUUUGGAUCACUUUAACAUUGUGAGGCUAAUCAAUCCAUUCUUUAGAGUCAGAGGUAGGAAAAAGAAAGAAAAUUCAAUCAUUUACCUACCUCCGCUGGAUAUAAUCAGAAGGCUUGGCGGAAAUGCAUGGGGUAACUAUCAAGUGUACAAGGCUAUAAUUUCAGCAGAUCCGAUAUUAAACGCAGACGAUUGCAUUGUUAUGGUCAUGUAUAGACCAGCUUUUCGGUUGGCUUUUAUUAAUCUUAGUAAAGAUAUGAGAUGGACGUACGUUGAUGAAUCUGCCAUAACUUGUCAAAGGCGGAAUUAUAAUCAGGAAGUUGCUCAACUGGAAGAUGGAUUUUAUGCUGUUAAAACUUCAAACCAACUAUUAUCUAUAGAUACUCAUGCACAGUACCCCUCCAAUGUGAAAUUGAAGAAAGAAGAUUUUGAAGAUUAUGGUGAACUUAUAUGGAAUGAGAAAGAAUUGAAGAAAUAUCUGGUGGAUUUGAAUGAGCAAGGCUUGUUAUUGGUUCAAAGGUAUAUUACAUAUACAGAUGAUGAGUAUGACCAAACUCUCAACCGUGAGACAGAAGGAUUCACAGUUUUCGAAUUCAAUUUUGAUGAGUGUCAAUGGAUUGAGAAAAAUAGCAUAGGUGAUCUUGCCCUCUUUUUGGGGGAUAACUCAUCAGUAUCUGUGGUGGCUUCAAAUUUUCCGGGUUGUCGAUCAAAUUGUAUAUACUUCAACCAUGAUGCUGAUAGAAGAUGGGUUAUCGCUGGACGGAGUUGGCGGCCUGAUGAUUUUGGUGUGUAUGACAUUGGAACUCGAUGUUUUUCAAAGCCUAACACAAAUGCCAUGACCCUGAUAAAGACCACCAGGCAACCACUAAUAUGGAUUCAUCCAACUAUUUUUUUGUAG